Dreissena polymorpha is the source of this 1250-nucleotide messenger RNA. RefSeq names its product neuropeptide receptor 15-like. Gene Ontology annotation, molecular function: G protein-coupled receptor activity. Gene Ontology annotation, cellular component: plasma membrane. The record is from RefSeq and is a predicted model, not a curated record. NCBI's taxonomy places the organism in Eukaryota, Metazoa, Mollusca, Bivalvia, Myida, Dreissenidae. Gene Ontology annotation, biological process: G protein-coupled receptor signaling pathway. Bases 120 to 1250 code for a protein of 376 amino acids. The transcript is spliced from 2 exons.
UUUAAUACAAUGAUUAUGGAAAAGGCCAUAGAGCAAUAAAAUAAGAGCUCAAGCGAAGUAUUGUGUAAACCAAAUGUGAAUUUAACAUGCAUAGAGUGAUGGUUUAAAAUAAUUAUUUCAUGGAAAAUACAACACAAACGAUGGAUAAUUAUACAAUAUUUGUUGACGAAAACAUUACAAAUAGCACAGUCGAUGCAGAAACCACCUCACACGAGAUUAUCAUAGCGUGUACGUUAAUAUUCAUCUUAGUGGGGACAGUCGGCAUAGGCGGGAACAUGCUGGUCAUGUUAUCAGUGAUGUGUAACCGCAAAAUGCGGAGCUCGAUGACCAACCUUCUGAUCAUGAACCUUGCAUUCGCUGACCUUUUAAUCAUGGUAUUUGGGAUACCGGAAAUCGUGGUGUUCAUGCGGAACACUGGCUGGUCCCUGGGGCUAGUCACGUGCAAGAUCAACCGCUACGUCCUCGUGGCGGCACUUUAUGGCUCCAUACUGACGCUGGUUGCUUUGUCUGUUGAAAGAUAUAUCGCAAUCAUCCAUCCAAUCAAAGCUCAUAUUUUCUGCAACAAGCGGAGGCUUGUCGCUGUGCUGGGUAGCAUCUGGCCCGUUGCGACGGCAGCCGCCUUGCCUACGGCCCUCUUCAAUACGAUAAACAACAGCGGACCUAGCAACCCAAUACUUUUCUGCAUGCUACGCUUUCCAGUCCACCACGACACUGUAUUUCUCGUGUUCAAAUACACUGAAUCGAUUGUGUUCUAUUUCACACCUAUGUGUUUGCAAAUAAUUUUGUACGCGUGCAUAUCGAAGUACUUGUUCAUCGGAACCGACCGAUUGUAUCAUCGCGUUCAAGUUCGAGACCUCAAUGGCUUAUCAGUUGAGCGCUUGUCCGAAGCUCUACGCGCUAGACGUGGUGUGGUAAAGAUGCUUGUAUUGAGCGUGUUCGUGUAUUUUCUGAGUUAUUCUCCUCAUCAAGUGUUACUAGUAUGGAAUACCGUCUCUCCGAAAACCUUUCACGAAAACUGGUCCUAUCUGGUUUUCACUAUGAUUAUCGCGUACAUAAAUUCGGCAGUUAAUCCUAUCCUUUACAGUAUAUUCAGUCAAAACUUCAGGAACUGCUAUAAACAGUUCGUUUUGUGCUUACUUGGAAACCGGAAACCAGUCCGGAAGUUGCGCAAUCAGCCACCAUCACAAAUGACACACGGAUCGCCUCGGCUUUGGAGGAUAAUGAGUACAACAGCGUCGACGAAUGUUUAA